Molecule: messenger RNA, 1198 nt
Organism: Drosophila takahashii
Lineage: Eukaryota; Metazoa; Arthropoda; Insecta; Diptera; Drosophilidae
Gene: gNacalpha
Product: germinal nascent polypeptide-associated complex alpha subunit
Biological process (GO): protein targeting to membrane
Cellular component (GO): cytoplasm; nascent polypeptide-associated complex
Source: RefSeq, a predicted model, not a curated record
AUCGCAUCACGUGCGUCAGAGCUUGGAAAUUAUUCACCGAAACUUGUGCUUCGCAAAUCCCCCGUUUAUAUUUUAUCCCCAGCGAAAUGGGCAAGAAGCAGAAGUUAAAGAAGGCCGCCCAGAUGGCAGCCACCGCGACUGCCGCCGCCGCGAAAUUGCAGAAGGACGACAAGGAGAAUUCUCCACGAGGUGAACCCUCAGCCGCUCCAGGCUGCAGUGGUGGGCAGAAGGAGAAGCCCUGCAGCAGGGAGCAACUGGACCCCGGCUACUGCAAGAAGCUCAAGAAGCUGAUGGAUUUGGCCAACCAGCUGCCGACCAAGGUGAUGAAACUUCAGCAAUCGGCGGAGGAGCAGCAGGCCGCCUCCGUGGAGGAUUCCAGUGGAGGCGGUGAGUCCACCGAUAGCGAUGACGAGGCCCCCGAUCUGGUGGAACUGGAACGGAAGGCUUCCCAGCUGGGUCAACUGAGCCCGCUGACCUUGCGAUCCGCCGAUGGACCAAAGCAUUCGCGCGGCGAGAAGAAGGCCCGUCGCAUGCUCAUGAAGCUGGACCUCAAGCCCGUGGCGAACGUGACCCGGGUGACCAUGCGGAAGAACAAGAACAUCAUGCUGUACAUCCAGCACCCCGAGGUCUUCAAGGUGCCGCACUCGGAGACGUACAUCUGCUUCGGCGAGGUCCGCGUGGAGGACAUCAGCAGCUCGGCGGCCGCCUCCCAGGCAGCUGCCAAGGCGGCCGAGCGUUUCCGUGUGCCCACUCCAGGCGGUGGUGAGGAAGGGGCAACUCCGGCCGGGGAAUCUCUGGCCGACGAAGAGGAGGAUGAUGACGAGGAGGUGAACGAUGCCAAUCUGGACGAGAAGGACAUCGAACUGGUGCAAAUGCAGGCCGCCUGCUCCCGCAAGACGGCCAUCAAGGCUCUGCUGCGGAACGAUAACGAUGUGGUCAACGCCAUCAUGGCCUUAACUGUGGGCUAGCCCCGCCUCCAAAGAGGCUAAUCGAUAUAUGGUAAACCCAAUUUCGAAAACACAAAUUGCACUUUAGUGACACGUUGAAAUUCAAUUUAUGGAUUAUAAGUAUUUGAUAUAUCUUCACUGUGGCUUAAAACCUGCUCGUAAAAUGUUAAUCAUAACUUGUAUACUAAAUUUUGAAUACACCAAAUUCACUACAGGAAAGAUUUUUAAACCAAUAAAGUUUUAAAUAACUU